AUGUAUCAGUUGAAUGCAGAGGAAAAGGCCAACAACAUAUCCAUUUUGGUGUCUAUUUCUGCACCGUGCGUUGAGCAGCUGAAUAAGCUUUUUUCCAUCCCUGCAGAGAUGAAAAAGUUUUAUCCGCACGCCAGCGACAUUUCACUGGACCCGAUAAGCUUUUCGUUGUCUUUAAAUUUUGAGCUCGAUCUGGAUGCCGACAAUGCUAAGGCUAUUGAGAACAUAUCUUUAUUGAAAAGAAAUCUGUUUUCCAUCCCCUUUUACCAUGCGAUCUCAUUGCAAGAGUCUGAUUGCCAGAACAGCCAAAAGCCAUUUAUGUUUGCAUAUCGUCCAGACGAAUAUGUUUUUAUCAAGCCAUAUUCUGAUCGAAUUGUUGCAAUCUUCCAGCUGAGGUUUAAGGGAAACGACGAUACCAUUAUCGCAAAAGUUUUCAUCCAAUUGCCCCAUUUGCAAAACUCGCCUCAAAUCAUUUUCUCCAAAUCAGCUCCCUCUGAGCUGGAUAACCUGGAUCCUCUGCCUUUGCAAGAAUGUUCCUCUGAACAAAAUGGUUACAUUUCGAUAGUUUUAUUUCCCCGCCAUUACACGAGCGGAGAGCGUAGAGAAAAUGCGCUUUCCCUGAUACAGACCUUUAGAAAUUAUUUUCACUACCACAUCAAGGCAUUAAAGGCCUCCAUUCAUACAAGAGAGAGGGCAAGGGUUGGCGAUUUCAUCCAGGUGCUAAAUAGAGCCAAGAUCGAGCCGGUUGAAAAGAAAUUGACCACCAUGACGGGAAGGACGUUUGUCAAGUCAUCCAAAUGA
Molecule: messenger RNA, 798 nt
Organism: Mitosporidium daphniae
Lineage: Eukaryota; Fungi; Microsporidia
Exons: 2
Coding region: 1-798 (265 amino acids)
Biological process (GO): actin filament polymerization; Arp2/3 complex-mediated actin nucleation
Cellular component (GO): Arp2/3 protein complex; actin cytoskeleton
Molecular function (GO): actin filament binding; structural constituent of cytoskeleton
Source: RefSeq, a predicted model, not a curated record